GUAUUGGCGCUGAUGGACCUGCACCAGUGCACUUCGAACCUCAGGUGGCAGUGCUGUGUGAUGCGAAAUCGGACACACCGUACUACAGCCAGUACAUGUCGGAAAACGGUCGGUGGACGUCCGACACGAAACGCAAAGUCGGCUGUUUAAAGGAGAAAGUGGACAUUUUGGACUAUUGUAAAAAAGUGUACCCAAAGAACGACAUUACUAACAUCGUGGAGUCCAGCCAUUACGUAAAAAUUGGUAACUGGUGCAAAAUGGGAUACAACAAAUGUAAGCACACGGACUGGGUGAAACCAUACAGAUGUCUUGAAGGACAAUUCCAGAGCGACGCUCUACUGGUACCCGAGAACUGUAUAUUUGAUCAUGUGCACAAUCAAAGCAAAUGCUGGCCAUUUGAUCGCUGGAACCAGACAGCUGCCCAAGCCUGCCAGGACCGAGACCACAAUCUGCGAAGCUUUGCCAUGCUGUUGCCCUGCGGCAUAUCCCUAUUCUCCGGCGUGGAAUUCGUCUGCUGUCCCUACAAAGAUAAAAUCCAAUUGAAGAAAACCGCGCCAAUUGCUGCGGACAGUCUUCUCUCGACGGAUCAAUUUGACGUAGAAGAAGACAUCGAUGAUGAUGACGAUGAUGAAGAUGAUGAUGACGACGUAAACGACGAGGAAGAUGAUGACGAUGAUUACGACAACUAUGACGACGUGCCACCAUCUCGCACUUCAUCGACAUCGAGUUCGACCACUACCACCUCGACCGUGCCGACGACCACAAGGAAAGAGACUACUACCACCACUACGUCGACCACAUUCACACCACCGACUACAACCGAAAGCUCUCACACAACACCCUCCGGUCCAGUCAGAAACUUACCUACCCCGGACACGUACUUCACGCAUUUCGAUCCCAGAGACGAGCACAAACUGUACAAAGAGGCUCUGAAUCGGCUAGAGGAAUUGCACCGCGAGAAGGUGACCAAGGUGAUGAAGGACUGGUCUGACUUGGAAGAACGGUACCAGGAAAUGCGUUCCAAGGACCCGCACAUGGCUGAAGAGUUUAAACAACGCAUGACGCUUCGUUUCCAGCAAACCGUACAAUCCUUGGAAGAAGAAGGCUCGGCGGAAAAACAUCAACUGUUUGCCAUGCACCAGCAGAGAGUGAACGCUCAUAUUAAUCACAGGAAGAAGGAAGCCAUGAAUUGCUACGUUUUCGCACUCAACGAAAAUCCUCCUAAUACACACAAAGUGCAGAAAUGUCUUCAGAAACUACUUAGAUCGUUGCACAAGGACCGUCAUCACACAAUAGCGCAUUAUCGACACUUGCUGGCGUCCAGCAUCGAAUUGGCCGAACGCGAAAAAUCGGUUACUUUGGAACAUUUGGUGGACAUCGAUCACAUGGUCAAUCAAUCGCUACAGAUGCUUUACAGAUACCCAACGUUGUCACGCAAAAUCUCCCAACUGAUGUCGGACUAUAUCCAAGCCCUCCGCAGCAAAGACGAUACUCCGGGAUCGUUAUUGGCCAUGACUCGGGACGCAGAAGCCAGUAUUCUGGACAAAUAUAAGGAGGAACUUUCGACUACUCAAGAAGAUAAAUCGCGUGCUAGAUAUCCUGCCGAGAUGAAACGCAAACAACAGCACGAGUUGGUAGAAUCGAAGGAGGCCAAGCUUCAAGUAGAGACGACUGCCGAUUUCGACCCGAAUGGAAACAAUGAGCCCCGACAGCAACACUCGGCCCAGCAGCAGCAGCAGCAACCUCAGCCCAAACAGCAACAAUCAUCCACAGUGAUUAAACCGGACCAAAACGCCGCACAAGCCCCAGCCGUGCAACAUCACGACCACGAUUCCGAACCGAAAGUUUCCCACGCCCAGGUGCACGACAUGAGUCACGGAGAACCGACAUUCUUCACCCGAAAGAACUUUCACCGAGAUUCUAGAAAUGUCCAUCUGACAUUGGCGUUUGCUGGACUGUCGCUGAUGGCCGCCAUCUGUAUCGGAGUGGCCGUGAUACGCCGAAGAAACGCCAGAUUGCCACAAAAUCAGGGAUUCAUUGAAGUCGAUCAAGGAAUAUCCCAGGAGGAGCGUCACGUGGCUAACAUGCAAAUAAACGGAUACGAGAAUCCCACAUACAAAUACUUCGAAGUCAAAGAUCAAUAAAGGAAAAUUUAUAGCCCACAUAGCGAGAUAUACGUACUUAAGGAAACGAUUUUAACCACUCAGCAGCGUUUUUAACCAUUUAUCUAUAUACAUAAAAGUUUACAUAAAUAUGGAUGUGCAUGAUACUAAUAAGUACAUAUUAAUAUAUAUAAAUAUAUAUAUAUAUAUAUAAAUGAAUAUAUAUAUGUAUAUUUAUAUAUACAUAUAGUUAUACAUAAAUAGAUCUGAUUGAAUACAAAAUUAACGUAAUUUUAUGCGUAUAUGUAGUAAGGACCAUAAUAUAUUUCUAGACAAAAGUGCCAUUUUAUUUUCCUUCCAUCAAAACAAACAAAAAAAACAUAUCCUUUACCAACUAUACAAAAAGUUGAGAACAAAAAUUCCUGACCCACCGUUCUAGUCAAAACAUGCUUGUUUUCAUUAGUCUCGUUGGACACCAUAUACACAAUAUUUUGAAAAAUUUAAAUAAUACCCAAAACGUGUACAUUGUAAUUAUCUUUUGACCUUUGUCUAGUGCUUUUUUUUUAACUAUAUAGUACCAUCAGCAUUAUUAAGUUAGGUAUAUUUAUAGUUA
Sipha flava (yellow sugarcane aphid) is the source of this 2715-nucleotide messenger RNA. It is a transcript of the gene Appl, whose product is annotated as amyloid-beta-like protein. Gene Ontology annotation, cellular component: neuronal cell body; membrane; neuron projection. Gene Ontology annotation, molecular function: transition metal ion binding; heparin binding. Gene Ontology annotation, biological process: central nervous system development; axonogenesis. The transcript has 10 exons. The coding region runs from base 96 to 2144 and encodes 682 amino acids. The record is from RefSeq and is a predicted model, not a curated record. NCBI's taxonomy places the organism in Eukaryota, Metazoa, Arthropoda, Insecta, Hemiptera, Aphididae.